Coprinopsis cinerea okayama7#130 is the source of this 1062-nucleotide messenger RNA. RefSeq lists its product as hypothetical. Bases 1 to 1062 code for a protein of 353 amino acids. The record is from RefSeq and is a predicted model, not a curated record. The transcript has 6 exons. NCBI's taxonomy places the organism in Eukaryota, Fungi, Basidiomycota, Agaricomycetes, Agaricales, Psathyrellaceae.
AUGGCUCGGCCCCGUGCUCAACCUGACGGAACGGGACACAUGUUUGCUGCCGCGACGGACACUAGCAUCCACGGCGGGAAUUUCGUCUCUGCUAAGGAUUAUUAUGACAAGGUCACCAACAACCACGGUCCACAAGUCACCACCAACAACUACGGUGUAAACUAUCGCGACUAUCGAGGUAGUGCUGCCCGAGCUAUCUACAACGACAAUGCGCGGCACAGCGUAUCAUAUUAUGGACCUGGGAGCGCGGCCGGGCCCGAAAUCACCUACAACGUUAAUUACAAUGGACCAUCGAACUCGUUGCCUCCAUCCGGGAGUGACCUCGAUGCCUUCGUACAAGAGACUUUGCGCAAGGCUGGGCUACAAAAUUACAACACUGGUACUUGGCAACCACCUGCAGGUCAACAUCCACCUACGAGCCAACACCCACCUGCGAGCCAAUAUCCGCCUACGAGCCACUAUCCACCUGAGAGCCAACAUCUGAAUCCACCUCCAAGUCAGCAUCCUCCUGCGGGCCAAUAUCCAAAUGUGCAUCAACACCCUGCAGGGCCUCCACCCCCAGAGUGGUGGCAGCCUCCACCUCACCCAGAGGAAAGCGUUUAUGAAUACGAUUCAAGCCCUAACAGGCCCCAUCCUCCAAGGCGACGGACUCAUGGGCAGCACGAACGCCCGAAUUCAUACGAGCACCCCACUGGCCACGGAUACGAGCCUUAUCCCCACCCUCCUCGCAACGCAGCAGCACCACGAGACUUCCCGCCCGACCCCAGUUGGAACAGAGGGCACCAUGAUGAGGACAUGGAUUGGGAGCCCGAGCCAGACUAUCCUCCGAGGUUUCACCACGCUGAGGAAACGAGAAUCCGCAUGUCCCAGAAUAUUGACAUGACGUCUCGACGAGACGAGACUCGUUCAGGCUACCCUCGAAGCAACUCUGCUUCCCCAUCGCCUGUGCCCAAGUUCAAGAGCAACAAUCCUUUCAGGAACUUGAAUAUGGCCGUGAAUCAAAAAGCUGAGAUCCACGCGCACGUUCCAUUCGAGGGUCCUUGGCCACCGCAAUCUCGAUGA